CUGGCUCCCGCAGUGCCCAGGUUAGGUUGCGCCUGGUCUGGGCUGUUGGCGGUACCGCGACGACUGAAGCAAUGGCCGAGGAGGAGCCGCUGCCUCCCGGUUGGGAGAAGCGGAUGAGUCGAAAGUCAGGUCGUAUUUACUUCUUCAAUCAUAUAACCAAUAAGAGCCAAUGGGAACGUCCCAAAGCAGGUGGAAAUUACGGUUCUGUUGAGCCUGACAAAGUCCGGUGCUCACACCUCUUGGUGAAGCACAACCAGUCACGGCGUCCGUCCUCCUGGAGACAGGAGGAGAUCACGCGCAGUAAAGAAGAAGCGCUGGAAACAUUGAAUGAGUAUAUCCAAAUGAUCAAAUCUGGAGAUGCAUCAUUUGAAAGCUUAGCAUCCAAAUACAGUGAUUGCAGCUCUGCAAGAGAAGGGGGAGAUCUGGGCUAUUUUGGUAAAGGUCAAAUGCAGAGGCCAUUUGAGGAAGCCACAUAUUCACUGAAGAUUGGAGAAAUGAGUAAUCCCGUUUUUACGGAUUCUGGUAUUCAUGUCAUCCUCCGUACUGCUUAAGGUGCCUCCUUUGGUUUGUCUUUGCAGAGUGAAUCACCCAGCCACUACUGAAGACCUUUAUGGAAACAUUCACCCACUUUGCAUCAUAUAUCCUGGUCUCCCUAGUAUUUAACAAUUUUUGUCUUCAGCCAUUUGUCCAGCGCGCUUGCAGGCACUCAAGACACCAGGGGGAGGAAUUGACCUUAACAAUUAUUGAAACUGAAUCUUUGAAAUAAUGCUGUCUCUAUGCAGCAGUCCAAUUGUUGAUCCAAUAUGUAGGGUGAGUGCAGGUUAGUGCCAUUCUGAGCUGUAUUGCCGUUACACUGUUGUAACGCUUCUGCUAUACAUUGUGUUAAAGACCGUUUAAAUUUUAUUGGAGUAACGCAGGCUUAAUUUAGACAAAAUUAAUGUUUAUUUUCCCAGCACAGAGAUUGUGAGCGAGUGUAGCAUCCCUAUCUUUAUCAGCACUAUCCCUAUCCCUAUCAGCACUGCUUUAGUUAUUGGAAAUUGCACUAGUGCAAAAAUUCAUUAGGUGUAUGUGUUUAGUCUCUUUAUUAUUGGAAGUGGAGUCUGUUAAGCCUAUUGUUUGUAGUUAUAGCAGGGCCCUUUACCACUUCCAUGGAAAUGCGUAUGUGGGGAGUACUUCAGAUCACUUGCCCUUUAGCUACUGUGCUCCUGGCAUACAGCAUUGUUGCUGAUCUUAAGACCAUUGCUGGUAGUCUUGGACAGUGGUUGUACAGGUGAACCUGCCCGACCAUUCCACAAGGUACUAGUAGAAAUGCAGUUCCAAAAAGUGGAGAUCAGAACUGCUGGUAAAGAGAGAAUGUGGAAUAACUUUGCUCCUUUCUGUUGCUAAGAUCCUUUUAGGCUGGUUAGCUUGCGUGUGUGUGUGCGUGUGUUUUCUUUUUGAACAGUUCAUAGUGCACCGAAGCUACGAAAAGAAACAGGUUAUGGGAAAUGUAAGGUUAUAUUUGUCUGGCUAAGUCAAAUAAAGAAAUUCCACAAAAAGUA
Messenger RNA from Pristis pectinata (smalltooth sawfish), 1541 nucleotides. RefSeq names its product peptidylprolyl cis/trans isomerase, NIMA-interacting 1 (gene pin1). Gene Ontology annotation, molecular function: protein binding; peptidyl-prolyl cis-trans isomerase activity. Lineage: Eukaryota; Metazoa; Chordata; Chondrichthyes; Rhinopristiformes; Pristidae. The coding region runs from base 72 to 551 and encodes 159 amino acids. The record is from RefSeq and is a predicted model, not a curated record. The transcript has 4 exons. Gene Ontology annotation, cellular component: nucleus; cytosol.